Messenger RNA from Morchella sextelata, 1791 nucleotides. RefSeq lists its product as uncharacterized. The coding region runs from base 1 to 1791 and encodes 596 amino acids. Lineage: Eukaryota; Fungi; Ascomycota; Pezizomycetes; Pezizales; Morchellaceae. Gene Ontology annotation, molecular function: catalytic activity. The record is from RefSeq and is a predicted model, not a curated record. The transcript is spliced from 3 exons.
AUGCUAGGAGCUCUUUGCAGCACACUCCUGCUACAACGGCAGCAAUCCGACACCGCCCUCCUCAACUCCCAAAACACAGAUUCGACAGCUCCUACAGACUCAAAUGUGGUCGUCGUAGGCUCCGGCAUCCACUCCCUGAUCUACGCCAUCCAUGCCAUGAAAAUCGAUCUAAGCCAGCCUAAUGGCGGGUCAACUUCGAUCACAGUACUAGAAAAGUCAAAUAGCCCCGGUUAUAAGAUCGGUGAGAGCACAUUAACAGUUUUCGGCCUGUGGUUAAAAACAGUCGGUAUUGAUUCACCACUACUAUGGUGCCUUUUCGGCCCAAAGGAUGGUUUGGCUUUCUACUACCUUCCCCAGAGUGGUGAUCCAGAAAAAUAUACGUCGUUCUGCGCGAAUGGUCCGCCGGGUGAUUUUGUACCGACCCUGCAGAUUGAGCGCAAGAUUAGUGAGUUGCUGCUUACGCUGUUUGCGCAGCGGCUUGGGGUGAAGGUGUUGCAUGGGCAUGCGGUCGAUAUUGAUGCAACGAGGUUUGAGGAGAAUGAGAGUACGGUUAGGGUUAAGAAUGUUGAGACAAAAAAGGAGUCUGAGAUUCGGGCCCAACUGGUUGUGGAUGCUACGGGGAGGUUCCGGCGCUUUGCGUCGAAGGCGUCGAGGAUUAAACGUUUUGAGGGGUGGAAUACUGAUGCUUUCUGGGCUUAUUUUGAAUGUCCUGGGGAUGAGUCCAACAUCCCAUUGAGUAAUUACGAAUCGUGCAAUACCAACCAUAUAUGUCUCGCAGAAGGGUGUAUGGGCCUGGGUUAUCCGACUACCCUCCUGGGAAGGCAGCUCAAUCCCAAAUCUGAUGUCAAUGAUCAACCACCUCCUCGACCUCAACGCCCGCAACACCCCCGCGACCAAUUCCCCUCCUGUCACGAACUUGCACAGAAAUUCAACCUCAAAUUCCGCUGGAUCGUUAGUAUCGGCUUUGCGCUGCGCAACGACGUCGUUUACCCUAGCGACCUGUCUGCCUAUGGUACCCACGAGGGCGAAAAGCGCUUUAACUGGAUCGUCUCUCGCUACCCCAAAAUGCAAGGCCUCAUGAACCAACACGUCCUCAUCCAGGAUCUCUAUGGACCCAACACAACAUGGUUCAUCCGUAAGCAACUUACCUACCAAUCCCCGAAGGUUUCCGGGAAAGGUUGGGUGGCCAUCGGCGAUGCCGUCGGAUUCACAAACCCACUUUUCUCGCUGGGAAUCAAUGCGAACAUAGGAACCAGUGUAUUCGCCGCAGAGCUUACGCAGCACUACCUGGUAGACCCGGGAUCCCGCGCGGAGGUACUAGGCAAGUACGACGCUUACUGCGAGAACCGCAUACCAGGGCUGCACCGCAUGAACGUAUUCAAUUACCAAAAGAUCCGGUCGUACGAGUUCAGCAACGUCAGCGAGAUGCUGAUGGGCUGGGACUGGGGCGCACACGAGGCUGAGUACGUCGCCUUCGUGACGCAAGCAAUUGCCCUGCUGGAGGGCCCGCCCACCGAGCCAGCGCCGGAGGUGGUGCAGGAAGUGAUGAGGUUGUCGGACGAGGCGGUGACGAGGGUGCUAGCAUCGGGCAGGUAUAAGAACCGGUGGGCGGGCCUGCUGAGGUGGUAUGACGAUGAUCUGCGGUUCUGUGGGGAUAAGGUGUGGAAGGACGUGCUGUCACGGCGGUGUGGCGGGUGUGGGAACUGGAGGAUUCUGAGGCAGGAUUUGUUGGGGUGUGCGACGUGUGGGCACCUGUCGUCGCAGGAGGAGUCGUGCAAGAUUCUUGUGUAG